GUGGUUGAGAUAUUAUUAGGUCAGACCAACCCCUUCCUGCUGACAACGCUAGGAUGGCCAAAAAAAGCCCAGAGGGUUCGUGGAGUGCUGGGAGGAGAGGAGGUUUGGUGUGGAAGCAAGAAAAAUGGCCAGCAAAGUGUUGGAUCUGUUAUACUGGCGAGAUGUGGGGACCACCGGGCUGGUGUUUACAGGUUUGGUUGUGGGUUUGGCUUGUUUGUUCCAGCUCAGUGCCAUCACAAUCCUGUCCAACCUCGGAUUGGGUAUUAUGGCCUUCACCCUCCCUGUACGCUUUCUUUACAAAGCUAUGGCGCUUGUCCGCCUCAGCGAUGGAUCGCAUCCCUUCCAGUCAUAUUUGGAUGAGGACCGCACGCUGACAGAUGAGGACACAGUUCGCAUAGCGGAACAAAUCGUUCUGCUGAUUGCUACGGCUGUCACCGAACUGAAGAGGCUGUUCUUCAUCGAUAGCAUCAUGGACUCAGUGAAGUUUGUUGUGUUCCUGUAUUUGUUGACCUAUGUGGGGGUCCAAGCUAAUGGUCUCACGCUGGUGAUGACCGGUGUGAUAUGUGCCUUCUCUCUGCCACUGUUAUACAGACUUCAACAGGAGAGGAUCAACAAGAUUGUUAAAGCAAUCAAAAAACUUGUGGAAAAAAUCACCGAAAUAGUUGAUCUUGUGGUUUCACUGGCCAAACCUCCCCCAGCCCCAGCACCUUCCCUUGCCCCCACACCAAAACUUAAACAAAAGACUAAAUGAAGAGGAGGGAGAGCGAAAUGGGGGUGAGGAGCAGAAAUGUGGAGUACACUGAACAAACAAAGUCUUACGGUGCAGCUGCAGCCCCGCGUGUUAGGCAGGGUCGAGGAUUGGGGGUUAUGAACGAGCGUUAUGUUUUAUAGUACGUUUCUUAAAGGAUUAGUUCACUUCAGAAUUAAAAUUUCCUGAUAAUUCACUCACCCGCCUGUCAUCCAAGAUGUUAAUGUCUUUCUUUCUUCAGUCGAAAAGAAAUUAAAGUUUUUGAGGAAAACAUUCCAGGAUUUUUCUCCAUUAAGUGGACUUCAUCAGGGUACAACGGGUUGAAGGUCCAAAUUGCAGUUUCAAUGCAGCUUCAAAGCUCUCUACACGAUCCCAGCCGAGGAAUAAGGGUCUUAUCUAGCAAAACGAUCUGUCAUUUUCUAAAUAACACAAAAAUGCAUAUACUUUUUAACCACAAAUGCUCGUCUUGCACUGCUCUGCGAUGCGCCAUGCAUAUAAUAUUUCGUAAUCAGGAUGAAAAGGUCACAAGUGACAAGAGGUCGCGUUAGACUUCUGCAUUGUCCUUCAUUUUGACGGACAGGGUCAUAAAGAUUCUGACAAUCUAUUAUUACCCAUCAUUUUAUUUUUCAUAUUUUAAUAAUAAGAAGCUAUUUAAUUGGCUCUGUUUUUGUUCACAUUUUUACUUUUAUUCACGGAUUUACAGGACAAGCAUUUAGGCUAGAUUAUGCAUAUUUAAGAAGAGAAAGUUGAACAGAGACUGUGGGUCACUUUUCAGGUUUCAUCAUGAUAUUUGUCCAAUACAUCGCAAUAAGCAUUGUGCUUAAGUCUCAGAUUUCAAAUUCUGUCCAUCACAAAAUUCAGACAAUAUAUCCUUUUGGCGCUCUUUAUGUGGCGCGAGAGAUCACAGUUUCAUGCGAGCCAAAGUGAACGCGAUCAUCCCUUCCUCUUUACUACGUUUCAGUACGAAAUAAACAUAAAUGAACAUCAGAAAUAUGUUGAAAGAUACAACACAACUUACCGAAAUCCAUGUAAUCGCUCAAUCAGUGUUUCAACCACGAAAAGACCUCAAUAAAACAGCAGUAAACAAUGUCACGUAACUCAGAAAAGCCAUUCGUUAUCCAUUAACUUGAUAGUCAGCAAAAGUCCACUCCACCAAGUGGACAGGGGUGAGAAUUACAGUUACAAGUUACAAUAGACCCUCAGUGUAAUCUAUCAAAAUGACGGACAGCCUUCAGAUUUUUCCGUCAGCGCUAAUUUUUUUUGUCAAUGACGGAAUUUCUUAAUUAAUUUCUUUUCAUCUGAAGAAAGAAAGACAUAAACAUCUUGGAUGACAUGGUGGUGAGUAAAUUAUAAGGAAAUUUUAAUUCUGAAGUGAACUAAUCCUUUAAGAUUCUUCACUAGGUCUUCUCAAAAGAAUUAAGCAAAAGGCUUCUUCAAGAAGCACACUUAAGUCAAGAGAAGUCUAGAUGUACACCUAUUGUAUUCAUUUAUUUUCACUCAAACUGUCUUUUAUAACUAGUAAUUAUAUAAAGCUGUGCAAUAUUUAUAGUUGUUGGUUCAUUUUGCCUGACAAGGCUUUUCUACUGAUUUUCAUAGAAAAAGUUGAACCUAGUUGCUAGUAUGUUUUUCUCCACUAGAGGGUACAAUGCGACCACACAAUCACAGCAGUUCUCCGUCAGAACAGUUACAUAAAUUCUGUCAUGUAAAUUUGUUUAACAUUUUUGGAGCUUACAGUUCCCACUGGGAUUGUUCUCAUAAUUUGGGUUUUAAUAUUUAAUACUGAAUGUUUCAUGUUACAAGGCAAUUCAAAACUAAUUUAUAAGUCACUUUAAAACAAGUUGUUUUGCUUCUCUGUCUUUGUACGUCUUUUGUGCAACAUGACCCCCAGUAAACACGUGUUUUCAAUGUUA
Messenger RNA from Ctenopharyngodon idella (grass carp), 2658 nucleotides. RefSeq names its product reticulon 2b (gene rtn2b). The coding region runs from base 125 to 751 and encodes 208 amino acids. The transcript has 7 exons. The record is from RefSeq and is a predicted model, not a curated record. Lineage: Eukaryota; Metazoa; Chordata; Actinopteri; Cypriniformes; Xenocyprididae.